Messenger RNA from Cryphonectria parasitica EP155, 1134 nucleotides. RefSeq names its product family 28 glycoside hydrolase. NCBI's taxonomy places the organism in Eukaryota, Fungi, Ascomycota, Sordariomycetes, Diaporthales, Cryphonectriaceae. Gene Ontology annotation, biological process: carbohydrate metabolic process. The record is from RefSeq and is a predicted model, not a curated record. Gene Ontology annotation, molecular function: polygalacturonase activity. The transcript is spliced from 6 exons. The annotation marks the transcript as partial.
AACAAGACAUGCUACGUAUCCCCUUCCACCAACAACUCUGACGCCUCCCCUUCCAUCCUUGCCGCCUUCCAGUCCUGCAACAAUGGCGGCACCAUAGUCCUCGACGGCGAGUACACCAUCGCCAGCCGCCUAGACCUGACCUUCCUCAGCGCCGUGGACGUGGCCAUCUCCGGCACGCUCACCUUCUCGGACGACAUCGCCUACUGGACGGGCGGCGGUGCGUUCGAGAUCACGUACCAGAACUCGUCUGCCUUUUGGAAGAUUGGAGGCUCCGACGUGAACAUCUAUGGUGGCGGAGUGGGCGUGCUGGACGGGCAGGGCGAGCUGUGGUGGAACGAGUCCUUGACAAACGAUACUUUGCUCCGCCCCAUCUUGUUCGUGGCGGACGGUUUGGAGGGUGCAACUAUUUCGGGCUUGAAUUAUGUCAAUCCGCCAAAUUGGUUCAACCUCAUCGCCAACAGCAGUGAUGUGACCAUUAGCAACUUGAACCUCUCUGCGGUCUGGAGCACAGGGGACGAGACGCCCAACACAGACGGGUGGGACAUCUACAGGUCCGACUCGGUUGUGGUGCAAGAUUCGAAGAUCAACAAUGGCGAUGACUGCGUGUCGUUCAAACCCAACAGCACAAACAUUGUAAACCUAAUCUGCAACGGCUCGCACGGGAUUUCCGUCGGCUCUCUAGGCCAGUACGUGGACGAGUACGACAUCGCCGAGAAUAUUACUGUCUACAACAUCUCCAUGAGCAAUGCGAGCGACGGCGCGCGCAUCAAGGUGUGGCCGGGCGUCGAGAGCAGCGAGGGUGCUCUGCUGGAUGGUGGCGGCGGUUCGGGAUAUGUGAGGAAUGUCACGUACCAAAUUCUGAACAAUACGGAUAACACGUGGGCCAUCGAGGUCAACCAGUGUUACGGACAGAGCAACGAAACUCUAUGUGAGCUGUACCCGUCCAAAAUGACCAUCUCUGAAAUCUACUUUGAAGAUUUCUCUGGUACAACAUCAUCAGCCGAAGAACCCUACGUCGGCACACUGGUCUGUUCUUCCUCCUCGCAAUGCUGGGAUAUCUAUGCAAGCAACAUCAACGUUUCGCCGCCCGACGGUGCUGCGCCCGAGUGGGUCUGCAGUGGUUUCAAUACGUCU